This is a messenger RNA of Pteronotus mesoamericanus, 951 nucleotides long. RefSeq names its product olfactory receptor 1L4-like. The record is from RefSeq and is a predicted model, not a curated record. Gene Ontology annotation, cellular component: plasma membrane. Gene Ontology annotation, molecular function: G protein-coupled receptor activity; olfactory receptor activity. Lineage: Eukaryota; Metazoa; Chordata; Mammalia; Chiroptera; Mormoopidae. The coding region runs from base 16 to 951 and encodes 311 amino acids. Gene Ontology annotation, biological process: G protein-coupled receptor signaling pathway. The transcript has a single exon.
CAGGAGGCAAGAGACAUGGAGACAAAGAACUCCAGCAGCAGCACCUCAGGAUUUAUUCUCCUGGGCAUCUCUUGCAACCCUCAACUGCAGAAACCCCUCUUUGUCAUCUUCCUUGUCAUGUACCUGGUCACUGUAGUAGGAAAUGUACUCAUCAUCCUGGUCACUUACUGUGACUCCCGGCUCCAUACACCUAUGUACUUUUUCCUCAGAAGCCUAUCCUUCAUGGAUAUCUGCUUAACAACGGUCAUUAUGCCCAAGAUGCUGGUGAAUCUACUGUCAGAGACAAAGUCUAUCUCCUUUGUGGGCUGCCUGGUCCAGAUGUACUUUUUCAUGGCAUUUGCAAAUACUGACAGCUACCUGCUGGCUUCUAUGGCCAUAGACCGGCUAGUAGCCAUCUGCCACCCCUUCCAUUAUGAUGUGGUCAUGAACCCACGAUGCUGCCUCUUCAUGCUGCUGGGUUCUUAUACCAUCUCCCACCUGCACGCCCUGCUCCGUGUGCUACUCAUGUCCCGCCUGUCUUUCUGUGCCUCCCAUGUCAUCAAGCAUUUUUUUUGUGAUACUCAGCCUGUGCUAAAGCUAUCCUGCUCUGACACUUCCUCCAGCCAGACUGUCAUCAUGACCGAGACCCUCACAGUUGUCGCAACCCCAUUUCUAUGCAUUCUCUUCUCCUACCUACGAAUCAUCAUCACUGUACUCAGAAUCUCCUCUGUAGCCAGGAAGUGGAAGGCCUUCUCUACCUGUGGCUCCCACCUCACUGUAGUAAUCUUGUUCUAUGGGAGUGCCAUCUAUGUCUAUUUCAGGCCUCUCUCCAUGUACUCAGUGGUGCGGGACCGGAUAGCCACAGUUAUGUACACAGUAGUGAUACCCAUGCUGAACCCGUUUAUCUACAGCUUUAGAAACAAAGAUAUGAAGAGGGGUUUGAGGAAAUUAAGGGACAGAAUUCACUCGUAG